This is a messenger RNA of Silurus meridionalis, 2152 nucleotides long. RefSeq names its product Kruppel-like factor 11a (gene klf11a). Bases 168 to 1658 code for a protein of 496 amino acids. Lineage: Eukaryota; Metazoa; Chordata; Actinopteri; Siluriformes; Siluridae. The transcript has 4 exons. The record is from RefSeq and is a predicted model, not a curated record. Gene Ontology annotation, molecular function: RNA polymerase II cis-regulatory region sequence-specific DNA binding; DNA-binding transcription factor activity, RNA polymerase II-specific. Gene Ontology annotation, biological process: regulation of transcription by RNA polymerase II.
UCUCUCUCUCUCUCUCUCUCUCUCUCCGUUAGUGAAUCACUCAGCUGAGGUUGGACCUUGCAGUUAAAAAAAAAAACUGGUUACACUUAUGAUCCCGAGCUCCGUCCAACGUCUGGCUCGCGCUUUUUGUUUCCUCGCAUUGGAACACACACGGGCUUUUGCUCCGCAUGCCGACCUUUGCUUCAGACCAGAACAACUUCGCAGGAAUCUGUGAGGUGAUGAUGGAAAGGAAUGGGUACAAUGAUGGGAAGCUCUGCUCAUCCACGCUGGAGUAUCAUGACCUUGAAGCAGCUGAAGCUCUGGUAUGCAUGAGCUCCUGGGUUCAGAGGUCACACAAAGCACGCCCGCUUACUCCAACUUCAGAUUCUUGUGACUCAAUUAGUCCACACCCUGAAACUCUGGAGUCCCCCAAAGACCUAGUGUCCCUCUCUUCACUAUGUAUGACCCCGCCACACAGCCCCAGCUUUGCUGAGACCUCAACGACAUCUGCUAUUAUCAGCACCAUGCCUCCUCUGGCAUGGUCGGGCCUCAAAACAAGUGUCUCACUGCCCAGAAUGUGCCCAGUCUUGACCAACAAGGCAGAAACCCCCUGUGGCCUGCAGCCUGGCAUCACCACAUUCCAACCAAACUCCAUUCCAUCUCAGGCCUCUGAGCCUGGCACACAAUACAGGGCCACCAGUGUGAUAAGACACACUGGAGACACAUCUCUGGAUCAUCACAUGAGCACAGGACAGGAGUCUCAUGAUUCAUCAGAGAGCCCUACUGUACACACUGAAAUUAUUUCUGAUUCUAAAGCUCAGAUCAACAUCUUGACUGAAACACAGACAUACAUUAGUGCUAAAAAUUCAACUGCAGAUGUAGAAAGCACUGCCCCCUCAGCUAGCUCCACAAGCCCCUCCACUCCUGCAUCACAAGCCUCUUCCUCCAUGCCUCAGUCUCCCAUAACCAGUCCAGUCCUCUGCCAGGUAUUUCCUGUGAAUGGGCAAACUGGCAUCAUCUCUGCUUUUGUUCAGACCCACGUUCAAAUGCAGAGCACUGGGCCAAAGCCCAUCCUUUCCCAGUCCACCUCUUUCUCACAACCCCUUCUAAUGGGUCCUUCAAUGGCUCAGGGUACGGUGAUGCUUGUCGUCCCUCAGUCGUCCGUGUCUCCAGCUCCGCCGUGCCAACAAAAUGUUGUGACUGUUGGCAACACUAAACUCCUUCCUCUGGCCCCAGCACCAGUGUACAUACCCUCAAACCAGAGUGGGGCCACCACACACGCGGACUUCUCUCGCAGGCGCAACUACGUCUGCAGUUUCCCAGGAUGUAAAAAGACCUACUUCAAGAGUUCUCACCUUAAAGCUCAUCUAAGAACCCACACAGGCGAAAAACCGUUCAGCUGCCAUUGGGAUGGGUGUGACAAAAAAUUUGCACGUUCCGACGAACUUUCCCGACAUCGCCGCACUCAUACAGGUGAGAAGAAAUUUGUGUGUCCCGUAUGUGACCGACGUUUCAUGCGAAGUGACCACUUGACCAAGCACACUCGUCGUCACAUGACCACCAAACGUUCCACGACAUGGACCACCGACAUGCGUGAGCUGAACAAAACAGCCUCUACUCAGCGUCAGCCAUCACAGUCUUCUGUCUCUCUCAGUGUCCUCGUACCUGCCUCAAACUAGGCCUAAACAAGGGCCAUCCUUUCACCUCAGGACAAUCUUCCUCCCACUGACCAUUGUACAGGGGAACCAUGAAAACCAAGGCUGCUACAUAUCCAUGUACAAUACGGACCGUUGCACUGGAUUUCUUUUCCUACCAUUUGUUGUUGUUUAUAAGGAACCUUUUUUAUAUAUAUAUAUAUAUAUAUAUAUAUAUAUAUAUAUAUAUAUAUAUAUAUAUAAGUUAUGUCUCCCAAAAUGUAUGCACUUCAUUUGCCAAAGUCUUUGUUGGUUCAUGUUACAUUAUUUUAUGCCAUUGUAAAUUUGUAAAUAAAUGUAACUAUAUCUAUAUGAAUGUAAUGUGUAUUCAAACGUGCAUUUAUUGGAAGUAUACAAGCAAAUGUUAAGUUUCUGUAAAAUGAACAGUAUUCUUACCUGUGAUACUACCUAUUAUCUUACUUUGAAUAUUAUUUAAUGACCAUUUGAUGAACCAAAUAAACCUUCAUGUUUAUGUAGUA